Papaver somniferum (opium poppy) is the source of this 703-nucleotide messenger RNA. RefSeq names its product profilin-2. Gene Ontology annotation, molecular function: actin monomer binding. The record is from RefSeq and is a predicted model, not a curated record. Bases 80 to 475 code for a protein of 131 amino acids. The transcript has 3 exons. Gene Ontology annotation, cellular component: cell cortex. NCBI's taxonomy places the organism in Eukaryota, Viridiplantae, Streptophyta, Magnoliopsida, Ranunculales, Papaveraceae.
AAAUCUACAUUUUGCUUAAGAGAAAUAAAUUACAGAGGAAUUUUGAGAGAGGAAUUUAUAUAUAGAUAGAGAAGAGAAAAUGUCGUGGCAAACAUAUGUAGAUGAACACUUGAUGUGUGAAACAGAAGGACAUUAUCUUACAGCUGCUGCAAUCAUUGGUCAUGAUGGAAGUGUUUGGGCUAAGAGUGAAAAGUUCCCCGAGUUUAAGGCGGAGAACAUUACAGGUAUAAUGAAAGAUUUCGAUGAACCAGGGCACCUUGCCCCAACCGGCUUAUUCCUUGGUGGCACAAAAUAUAUGGUAAUCCAAGGAGAGCCUGGAGCUGUGAUCCGUGGAAAGAAGGGUGCGGGUGGUAUCACCGUAAAAAAGACUACUCAGGCUCUGAUCGUUGGUGUGUACGACGAACCAAUGACUCCAGGACAAUGCAACAUGGUUGUGGAAAGGUUGGGGGAUUACCUCAUUGAACAAGGCCUUUAGGUGGUCUAUGAAUUUCAUACUUUCUUCUGGUUCUUUUUGUCUUUCGGAUGUACUUUGUUUUUAAUCUUUGUUGUAAGUUCAAAUUUUGUUGCAUGUUACGACUCUAAGCUUGCAAGAUUCUUCCUUAAUAUAUGCUGCCUUCAUUAAAUUGAAUUGGCAGUAGAAUUUGUGCAGACAAUAUAUCCUUUUCAUUUGUGAGCAUAUGAAAUGGUAGUUUUCUUAUUUGCA